UCACAGAGCAGAUCGGAUACUCACAACAGGAGAGAGAGAAUGGAGAACAAGAAUUCUACGGCGACGAUGACCAUGGACGCCGGCAGGAAAACCGUCGGAGCAGGGAUGUCGGCGAUGGAAGCGUUCGAGAAACUGGAGAAAGUUGGAGAGGGAACUUACGGCAAAGUUUACCGAGCGAGGGAGAGAGCGACUGGGAAGAUUGUGGCCUUGAAGAAAACAAGGCUCCACGAGGACGAAGAAGGCGUCCCUCCUACCACUCUCCGCGAGAUUUCCCUCUUGCGGAUGCUCUCUAGGGAUCCUCAUAUCGUCAGAUUGAUCGAUGUCAAACAAGGACAAAAUAAGGAAGGGAAGACGGUUCUGUAUUUGGUGUUUGAGUAUAUGGAUACUGAUCUCAAGAAAUUUCUGCGUAGUUUCCGUCAGACUGGAGACAGCAUCCCUCCCAAGACUAUUAAGAGCUUGCUUUACCAGCUUUGCAAAGGAGUUGCUUUCUGCCAUGGCCAUGGUGUUCUGCACAGAGACCUGAAGCCCCACAAUCUUCUGAUGGACCGCAAGACAUCAAUGCUUAAAAUUGCUGAUCUGGGGCUUGCAAGAAGCUUCACUCUGCCUAUCAAGAAGUACACUCAUGAGAUAUUGACCCUUUGGUACAGGGCUCCUGAGGUUCUUUUGGGAGCUACUCACUACUCAACAGCAGUGGACAUGUGGUCUGUUGGUUGCAUAUUUGCUGAGCUAGUCACACAGCAAGCUAUCUUCGCUGGAGAUUCUGAGUUACAACAACUGCUGCACAUUUUCAGAUUGCUGGGUACACCAAAUGAACAAGUCUGGCCAGGAGUGAGCAAGCUGGUGAAUUGGCAUGAGUAUCCACAAUGGAAGCCCCAACCACUCUCAUCAGCUGUCCCCAAUCUGGAUGAAAAUGGACUUAACUUGCUAGCUGAAAUGUUGCAUUAUGAACCAUCAAGAAGGAUUUCAGCAAAGAAAGCCAUGGAACAUCCUUAUUUUGACGAUUUAGACAAAUCGUAUCUUUAAACAGCAAUCCGGCUGGGUUGUUUUAUGAUUGUAGUGAGCAAGUUUAUCUUGACUUUAGGAUAACAGAGUUCAAGAACCCUCAAAUUGCUUGCCUUAAGCAUAUUACAUUUUUCUUUAAUUUCUUGAAUGAAUAUUGUACUGCUAUUGGGUUUAGUAGGUGCACUGAAAAUGUGAUAAUUCCUUCUACGGAGGGUUGGGCUUCCUGUAGUAAAUAGUCUACAUUUUGGACCAGGCUCAUAUUAUAUAUAUAUGCUGAUUUUGAGA
This is a messenger RNA of Ipomoea triloba (trilobed morning glory), 1287 nucleotides long. Its product is annotated as cell division control protein 2 homolog D. The record is from RefSeq and is a predicted model, not a curated record. Gene Ontology annotation, cellular component: nucleus; cytoplasm; cyclin-dependent protein kinase holoenzyme complex. Gene Ontology annotation, molecular function: cyclin-dependent protein serine/threonine kinase activity; cyclin binding; ATP binding. Gene Ontology annotation, biological process: regulation of gene expression; regulation of G2/M transition of mitotic cell cycle; protein phosphorylation. Lineage: Eukaryota; Viridiplantae; Streptophyta; Magnoliopsida; Solanales; Convolvulaceae. The coding region runs from base 40 to 1023 and encodes 327 amino acids. The transcript has 9 exons.